Zychaea mexicana is the source of this 2145-nucleotide messenger RNA. Its product is annotated as pyridine nucleotide-disulfide oxidoreductase-domain-containing protein. The transcript has 7 exons. Gene Ontology annotation, molecular function: calcium ion binding; NADH dehydrogenase activity. NCBI's taxonomy places the organism in Eukaryota, Fungi, Mucoromycota, Mucoromycetes, Mucorales, Lichtheimiaceae. The record is from RefSeq and is a predicted model, not a curated record. Bases 184 to 2022 code for a protein of 612 amino acids.
CUUAUUACUACUGCUGUUUUCUAUGGUUAGCGUUGUCUGUCGGAGAAUCUUUUUUACAUGCAUGCAUAGAUAUGAAAUCAUCGACCCUCCAACCUUUGCUAAAAUAGGCUCAGAGUCCCGUUCUUAUCCCAGACACAGUCGUUUUUCUUUUCCCUUUUCUUUAAUCCAUUCUGAAUCUUUUCCAUGUUCCGAGUACUGUCGCGAACUGCUUCAGCACCCCGCCAGUCGUUCUCGGCCAGAACCUACUACCGAGCACUUGCAACUUCAACGAAGCAAGGAGGUUCGUCCUCGUCGUCAUCACGUCGUCGACGUAUUCUAGGAUGGACCGCCGGCGGUGCUGCUUUGGUUGGUGCAUCCACAUACCUAAUGGCCCAGGAUUAUAUGUUCCUUGAAGAAGCAAAGGGCGCGCGCGAGCAAGUUCCGUUCCUGGCCCUGCAUCCACAACGUGGUGGUGCCAAAGACUUGCAGAUCGUAACCCAUCAACUGGACGAGCAUGAGCAAGACCAGGAAAAGCCUCGACUGGUGAUUAUCGGGUCUGGCUGGGGUGCUGUCUCGGUUCUACGUAACCUUGACAAGGACAAGUUCAAUGUCACCGUCAUCAGUCCAAACAACUAUUUUCUAUUUACGCCACUAUUACCGAGUGCCACAGUCGGCACGAACGAACCAAGAUCGUUAUUGGAGCCCAUUCGAAAAAUUGCAGCACGAGUCCGAGGUCACUUCUUGGAAGCACGGGCAGUCGAUGUGGAUAUUGAGAACAAGCUAGUUGAAGUGAAAAGCACUGGCGUAAAUGGUGCGGAUGGUGAGCGCGAACAUUUUUAUGUACCCUAUGACCAACUGGUCCUCGCUGUCGGCGCCACGAGCAUCACACACGGUAUCCAGGGUCUCGACCACACGUUUCAACUCAAAACUGUCCAGGAUGCCAUGGCUAUCCGACGCAAAGUGAUGGAGAACGUCGAGAAAGCUUGUUUGCCUACAACCACCCCUGACGAACGCAAGAAACUACUAAGCUUUGUGGUGUGCGGUGGAGGCCCAACAGGUGUUGAAUUUGCGGCCGAGUUGUUUGAUUGGAUUAACGAGGACCUUGUUAAAUGGUUUCCCAAGCUUCUACGAGAAGACGUUUCUGUGACCAUCAUCCAGUCACGCGACCAUAUCCUGAAUAUGUUUGAUGUCCGGAUAAGCGAAUACGCAGAAAAGCGCUUCAGACGUGAGAAUAUUAACGUUAUCACAAAUGCACGCGUGCAACGAAUUGAGGAUGACAAGGUCGUGUACAAAUUCAAGGGUAAAGCGGACGAGGGGACGCAUGAUAUCCCUUAUGGCUUAUGUCUGUGGUCCACCGGUAUUGCCAUGACACCCUUUGUACAAGCGCUAUCCGACAAGCUGGGCCAGCAAAACCAUCGACGUGUACUAUUGACGGACGAGUAUCUUCGUGUCAAGGGUGUGCCUGAUAUGUCAAUCUAUGCCGUAGGUGAUUGUGCUACCAUCGACAAUCCGAAACUGGUAGAGCAUAUUCGCGAGAUUUUUGAAAGCGCAGACAGUGACAAGGAUGGCCGAUUGAAUGCCGCAGAGUUUAAUAACGCGGUUACAUACAUGAAGAAAAAGUUCCCAUUGACGAGACAGCAUUUCAACAAACUUGAACGUGCAUUUGAAAACUACGAUCUGGAUCAUAGCGGCACAAUCGAAAUUGAGGAACUGGGUAAAUUUGCGCGUGAAAUUGACAGCAAAAUGACGCAAUUGCCUGCGACGGCCCAAGUUGCAAGCCAACAAGGACAAUUUAUUGCUAAAUUUGUAGGUGGUAAUAGCGAGCAACCAUUCAUGUAUCGACACUUGGGUACGUUGGCAUACCUGGGCAACACUGCUGUUGGCGAGUUUAGCUGGGGCUACAAGAUGAUCGGUGGAUUGUAUUCUAUGUAUUUAUGGCGCAGUGUUUACUGGAGUGAGCAGGUCAGCACACGUACACGCAUGAAUCUGAGCUUGGAUUGGUCUAAACGAGCACUAUUCGGUCGCGAUAUUUCUAUUGUGUAAUAAAAAUUUGAAUAGAAUUAUAGUUUUGCGAAUACUGUUCUUGGAAAAUACCAUGGACUGUCAACUGGAAAGUUGUGUAUUGAGUGUGAUUUUCAGUUUUGCUCUUCGUGAACUUGCACAGCG